CUCUUCCUCUCUCUGUCUCUGCUAGGUGCAGCAUGUAUGUGAGCGUGUGCGAGGCAGCAGAGCCGCCUGUGUGUUUACAUGUCAGCCUAUCAGUGCUGCCGGAUUUAGCGCAUCUGGAGAGGACGGAGGCAUUUCUCAAAUGCCCCUCAGACGAGGGAUUCUCAUCGCUCCAAACGUCCCUCUUUCCCAUCUGAAUCUAGCCUAGUCUCGAGUCCUGCACCCCUGUCUCCAUGCUUUCGGAGGCAUUUUGAAUUUCCUUGGCAACAUGGAGCUGCCUGAAUUAGAAUUCUCUGCAUGACAGUCCUGGUAAGUACUCUGUCUCUAUGGUGGGCUUUGAGCACUGAGGCAUUGGAUCUGAUUUAUUAUGGUGCAGUGGUGGGGCCAGGGGAUCGCCAGGGAGCAAAUAAUGACAGGAAUAAAAUUGUGUAUCACAGGGAAAAGGAAAGGAUGCAAAGAGGGGGGAUAAUUCACAGAGCGGGCUUCAGAUCUUAUUUGUGCUUUGUCAUCCAGAUGGGUUUCAUUUUUUGCUGUGUGCCAUGCAAUCUGGCUUUGUACUGUGUGGAGAACACACACAAAAUAAUGUGUACAUGUGCUUUCUGAUCUCACAAUAUGCAGAUUAAAUAAUUCUACUUCUUACAAAUCAAUGUGGAUACAAACUGUCCUCAAUUUAUUCAAUGUGUCUGAUUGAAAAGCAUUCAAACACACCUUUGUCCCGUCUUUUUAUAUCCCAGAGAAAAAAGGUGUGAAGCUGAGCAGUAGAGCGUCUGUUUUGUGUUUCUCUCUGAGUGUUUUGCCAGGCUGGUUGUUGCUGCUUCCUAAUCUGCUCUCAUUAACAUUCAUGUUCCCUGCAAAUGCCAGCAAACUCAUCUCGACUCACACUUAUUCAUUCAGCAGGCUUUUGCUGUUGGCUUUUUCCAGUGGCAAUGAGGGAUCCUAUAUGCAGGUGUUUGACUGGCCACAGGUUAGAAAGAUGGGUGGUGGUGGUGGUUGAAAGUGGAGGUUAUGAUGGGGAGGGUGGGUGUGUUUAGGGCGAAAAAUGAUGGUUGUCUUCGGGUGAUUAUUUAUGCAGGCCCAAUAAGCAAUCUCAGGUUUAAUUGCUAUUGCUUGUUAUAUUUGCAUCUUCAUAAUCAUGGCUGCAACGCUCCAGCAGGCAGACAGCGAUGAGGGGACUCUUCCUCUCUGGUUUUUAAUAGUGCAGUAACAACCUCUGCAAGCCUCAGACCUCCGACAGUCUCAGUGUGAAGGGUCUGCACUUCACGUCAAGGUUUAUGAUCUCCACAAAGCUCUUAAUUGGGACCCUGUAAUCAGGUUAUGACAGCUGAUUGGAGUGUCUUUUUUUCAUACUUAGUUAUGCGUGACACUCCUGGUGCACGUCUGCAGCUCCAAAGCUCUGAGCACAAUUUCAAGGGACUGAAAUGAGAGCAGCAUAUUUAUGACUGGAAUUUCUGAUGAUAUCUGCUGAAGAAAUGAGUGAUUAUCAUAAGCAUUGUUACCGGGGAAACUUAUUUUCUUAAUGAUUGACAUAUUGUCAGUUACAUUUUGUUCCUUUGGCAGGUCUCUUAAGUAUCCCAGUGUGCGUAAAUCUCGAGGCUUUUGCACUGUUUCCACUAAAACUUCUACAGACCAGAGAGUAAAUUAAUAUUCAUAGGAUUUUUAUCACACUUUACAUUGCCCUGAAUCUCACUAAAAAUUAACAUUGAUUUGAUUAUAUAAGAUGCAAAUUGAUGUUAUAUCAAAAGAUUUCUGCAUUACCCACCACACUUACCCUGCACCCAUCGAUUUCUAUUUGAUUUCAUCCCCCCAACCGGGUGCAGCACAGCAAGCUGCAGUUACAGUAGCUAAUGGGGAUCUGAAUUUACAUAUAAACACUACACUGACAUAUUAUCAGCAUGAGAAAUCUUGUUAGUAAUCCAUUUUUACACAUCUUUGAUAACAUGGUGCGGUUUGUUCAAUUAAGCUCAUCUUCUCCUAUAUGUACGGUAUGUAUAUAAAUAUAGCUCUCACUGUUCACCUCUGCUCGCUCUGCUUGGGUUUACACCCUGCCCUGAAUGUCAGCGUCUUCAGUAGCUUAAGCCACAUACAGCUGAGUAUCAGAUAGUGGCAUUCAGCAGAGUUUUACCUUUUUCCUGACCCCUGCUUUGGUAACAUGGAGAUGCUGGGCGAAACAAGAAGUAGCUGCGACACUAAAACAUUCAACUUAAAGGUGCUGAAAAACAAAAACACUGUCGAAGCAGUUUCAGAAAUCUAGAGGGAUUUAUCUCACAGCUAACCUUUUUGGGGAUUAACUAAGCCGCAGUCUCUUGGGUGUUCAUGUAAGGAUAGCAACAUGACACCAAAAGACACACAGAGCACUGAGAAGGUCGAUCAUUACAGCAAAAACAGACGUGUUUACAGUCCGUCUCACACUGUGCAGGGGGUGGAUUUUCAUUAAGUCAUUUGUUUUGAAGAUACCGAGGAGCCCGUCUGACUUGAGGCCAAAGCCCCGCCCUCAAUGUCACCUCUUUGCCUGCUGCUUGGUUGAUGAAAAAUUAGGUUGAAUCAGCAUUUUCAAUAUGGCCACCACUCUGCGCCAGAAACCAAAGGGUGACUUCAGUGGGACUGCAUACAAGUCUAUGGUUGUAAACAUGUUGCGAGGAAAUUAGUUAUUUGAACACUGCAGGAACAAAUGCAGCUUCUGUUGAGUGUUCACUAAAAGUGACGUUUGUCCAGCCAAGACCAUGUGCUGCAUGACAUCCCCCCACCACCUCCCCAUUUUUCCACACUGUCCUAUCAAUAAAGGCAAAAAUCACCCAAAAAAGUGAGGUUUGGCCCACUGUAUUUAAUUCAAACCAUUUAAAAUAAAUAAUCCAUGGCUAUUAUAUCAACCAGACUGAUGUAAUCACAUUAGAUAAACUGCCAAAUCUUUAAGUGUUAGGUCUGAGUGCACCAACCAGAAAUCAACGCCUUUAAUUAAGACCUAUAAAAGACCUAAUUUACCUUGUAAAGAGGCGCCUUUUUUUACUUGGUCGUGCUGUUUCUCCCAAAAUUGGGAAAAAGAAGCACCAACCAAAAAUUAAGGAGCACCACAACUACGACACAUGGCAGUCACAGUUUUACAGCCAACCUCCACCCCCCCAGGCUUUACAGUAAACACAGAACAUUGUGCCACUCUCACAGUGGAGCCAUUCAAACUCUUUCAGUCACUCUCUCUGACAGCUGUGAGCUUCUCCUUGCCACAUCCACAUUACCAUCUGCAACUCCCGGACUUACAUUUUCGGGGAUGUUCAGUCCCUUUUUAUAGAGAAAGAGAGAAAAAAAAAAAGGUUGAACUGCAGCAAUUAUUUGCACUCACACAAAAGCUCCCACAUAUACUCUAAGGCGGCACAGAUCAAACUUCGGGACUACAUGAAAGCAAAAUGAACGCCCGGAUGAGACACAAAGCCUCUGCUGCACUUUAGAAAAACAUAAAGUUGUGUUUGUAAUUCACAGCCAGUGCUAUUGUACUUCAAUGUGAGGUAAAGAGAGACUUUUUUCAGUAUGCUUCACAGAUAAAUAAUAAAUGCAGUGAUUCUCAGCAGAUUUAAGGAAAAACAACUUAAAGAAUUUACUGCUCACAAAGUAAAAGAAGAAGUGUUUUCAGUGAGCUGAUAUAUUAGGACACUUAGUACCAAACGUAAACACUGGCUCAAUUUGUACAAUCCUUUUCCCAAUAUUAGUUCAUCAUUAAAAGAUUAGGACAGUGUACACAACUGAAAUCAAAACUAUGGGGCCUCAACUUCACUUGAUUCUACUCCAAACAAAACCAAACAGCUGGACACACUGAGAGCUGCGCUGAUGCUGGUUUUUCACACUGCUUUGUUGCACGCCAUCAUGUGCUUAAUAUUCAGUGAUGCAGCCGUCUGCAUGAAUCUGAAUAAAAGUAUAAUGAAUUAAAAGCCUCUACGUUUGUUCCAGCAUUUACUGCAUGUGCUCUCUCUGAGUACCAAUAAUACAGAAUGAAUAACUUCCCUUCGUGUGAAGCCUCUGUAGGCUUUUUUUUAUGUUUUAUUUUCCCUGUGUUUGAUUUUGAUAUCUAAUUAUAGCACAUUUUACUUACAGCUGAAAUCAGGGCACUCCUGCACAUUACAGUUCAUUUGUGAUGCCCCAGAAAGGAGUGAUGUCUAAACUGGCCAGGCACACAGACAGGGUGUUACUAUUAUAGCCUUUUUCUGCAACCAGAUCUAUGAGGAAUCAAGACGCUGCCACAAAAUGGGUAACUUUAGCCAGCUGAAAGAGGAAAUGGUGAGAGUGAUAGUGGAGAUGAGUGCCAGAGCUGGUGUUUGUACAGUGUCUGCUGGAUGCCGAGGUGACAGACGGAGGCAGAUCUGUCACAGGAUACUCAAAUUUGCGUUCUACAAAUGUAUUCAGAAGGUCACCGUCCUGCUGCUCGGCUGCAGCCUCCCUCAUUUAAAUUUAAUAAUAACAGCUUUAUGCAAAAUAUGAGACAGUCAGGGGCCAGCAGGAUGGAGGGCUGAGGUUGCCUUGUGCUCAUUCUGCCGGCUGGACUCAAGCUCUUACGUAGCAGAAAGUGCAAUAAAAUGCAUAAGAAGUGAUCAUGUGGAAAUCUUGCAAAGACCGUUUUUUUUUUCUCCACUUUAUCCAUCCAUCUGUAAACCUUGUUCUCUGCUGUGACUUUCAUAUUUGUUUAACCUUAAUUUACUCUGGAAAUCUCAUUGAUACAAGGUGGUUUUCUUCAAGAGAGAGCUGCGGAAGAAAACAGCAGCAAAACAGCAUAUGCAUAAAAAGAAAACUUUGAGUAUGACACCAGUGGUCUGCUUUGAAAUACUGAGAUGAUGAAUUAUUGCACUGUAUUUCUGCACUCUCAAAACUGCACAGACUGCAUUAGUAAGCAGCUAAGCUUCUGGGACCUUUACGCUGUAUUUCUCUAUCAACACAAAAAAGCCAAAGCAUUCCCUCAAAGAGAGAGAUGUAAGGAAAGCAAUUUAAAUACACCACUCGAUAUGAAUAGUUGAAGUUUCCUGGUCUGAAAAAUACAGAGCGACACUUCAAAUUUACGCUGUUGCCUGUGAUUAUUGCCUUAGUGAUCCAGUGUGAAAAUCUUCCACAUCUUCCAUUGUGCUUCUGAUGAAGCACUCAGAGAGGCUUGUCUGAGGCAAAAUUACCUUCAGCACAGCAUUUAGCCCUUUUUUUUUCAAUUACAGACCCCAAAACAUCUUAUAUUCCCCUGAUGUCGAGGAAAGGAUAAAGGUUUGUGUAAUUUCCAGCUUAUCCUACUUGACUUUCAAGAGAAAUGGGUGUUAAUAAAGAGAAGGGCCUCUUUGUAGUAUUAGAUCAUGUUGUUGAAACAAGGUACAGAUCUGCAUGGUAAUACUGUAGCAAAGGUUAAAUAUAGGGCCUGCAUCUUUCACGGCUCUCCUUUUACAUAAUCUGUUUUGGUUUUUUUUUAUGACAAUAGUUUUGUCGGUUUUUAAGGGUUUAAUUUAUUUUCUCUUUCAUUUGGAGCAAGUAGUGGUCAACUGAUAAUGGUUUUCAAUGGCUGACAGGAUGCAGAUACCACAUUGUUGUUGUGUUUUUUUCCAUUUCAUAAAAUAGAGUUUAAUAAUGAUAACAAAUGGGAAACAAAAUUGUUGACCUUGAAUAAACAUUUUGUCAUUAUUGGCCCAUUAGUGUCCAGUCAUCUGAAAAUGGAAAAAAAAAACAACGAAUGGCUAGACAGUAAAAGGCCAAUUUAUGUAUUCAUUUACAUUUAUUCAACCAGCAUCAUUGAGAUUAAAAGUCUCUUUGUAAAUAGUGUCCUGGUCAGCAGCACAUUCUGAAAAAGUUCCUCUGGUCUUCAGAAAAAAAGCUGAAAGUGUUCAAACUUCUAGAUCCCUGAGUGUCUACCCGAGGCUGGCUGCAGAUGCACCAGAAACCAUGUACACAUUACACAAAAAAAAGCCCAUUCUUAGAGCAAAUAUGCAAUAAACAAGUUUACAGCCUGGUUACAAAAACAGUUUCAGUUUAAGGAGCUCAGGGCACCAUAGCACCUGCCUUAAUAUGCUUCAUUUUAACUUUUAUAUCUCUAUUUCGAAGAUAUAAGGUUACAAGAUUGGCAAAUGAGAGGCAUAACUGAGUUUGCUGACAGGUGGGCACACUGCAGCUAUUUGCGAAGUGGCCAAAGACCCACUUCUAUUAAGUUGAGUCAGCAUUACUAAUAUGGCACCUGCCACUGAUGGACAAAAUACCGACACUGCCUCCAUUUAUUAUACAGUUUGUGUAUGCGACACAGAACCUAAAAUAAUAUACCAACACAGAAAAUAGUGUUUUAAUAUCGCCCCCAGUUACACCAUUUGCUACAACAUAGAUUUCCCAAUGCAGUCAUCACUAGUUUAAACACACAUGCAUGGCGCAAACAUGACAGAGAUAUAGUUUGCAAACACUGAAGCAGCCACGGUUUCACAGAUCUGUCAAAGAGCUCCGCCUCCUCCUUAUGUAGAGUGGGUAUCAGUGUUCACAAUGAUAGUGCACCAGGGCACGGCUGUCAUGUAAGUACUCUUUGACGACCAGGUUUGAUGGCAGAAAGCCACAGUAAUGCUGAGAUUUACACCUCUGUUGAUACAGGUCUACCUGCUUGAAAGUGUAUUUUCAAUGAUGGGGUCAGUUGUCAUGAGUCCAAUAAGGUGAAACGACAAACACCACUUCGGUAAAGCUCAAUUAAUUUGAGGAUAAACCUAUUUCAUUUCUGACAGGCUCUCUGAAACAAAAGUCCUUGACUGUUUUGUUGUUGAAAUACCUUUGUCCUGAAACAGCCACCUCAGAAAUGACUUGUUUUUGGCAGCAACUUAACACAAUACAAUAAAAACAGGGAAGCAGGAGAGGAAUUAAAAUUCAGAUCACACAGAUUCAGCGAGAAACUACAGUGUACCGAGUUCUGAACACACAGAAGUUUAUCAUCUUUCUGCUCUCAGGCUCGGAGAUGAGCUGAGUCUCCGCAUCGCAAGCUUGUUUUCGAGGGAGAGGGGUCGAAGUGAGUGAACAUAAUGAUCCCCUCACAUUUUCUAGCGCUGCUACACCUUCACCACAAAAAGCAUGAAGAAACCUGUGAUAGAAAUCUGGACUCACAGUGUCCACACCUAAGGGAGAGUCAGCAGUCAAAGCAUUUACAACCAAACACAUCUUCAAAUGUCUAAAAUAUCUUUAUCAAAGAAGCUAUAAACACCAACUGCUAACUAUUCCAAAUGCUAAUCAAUUCAAAACACUUCUAAUUGGCCUGAAUGAUCAGCUGAUUGAUCGGUCUCUAGCAGGAUAUGAAAUAAGCAGCAGUGUCUUCAUUAAGACCUUGAUCCUGUGAUUAAUACCGUGCUGUUAUCUGAAAGUAGGACACAACUGUUAUGGAAAUAGACAUAAAUAUAAAUGUUUAAAGCCGGGAUGCAUGACAUCUCUUUUGAGAAAUGUAAUUACAUGAAAAACAACAUGUGUUCUGGCAGCAAAUUGAAUCCCCAUAUGCUUUCUUUGUAUCAAAACCAAAUCAAAUGACUCAUCUGUAAAAUGUUGCAGUGAGUAUUGCCGGUCAGAAAGAAUGAAUUGCCCAGUCUGCAGUUUCUAGCCUCUUCAAGUUAAUUGUUUUGGUUCACCAGCGCGUCUGGUGUAGUCCCUCUGGCUCUCACUAACCCCCCCUCCAUAGAAAAACCGUGGGCAGCUGCUCCCAGCUCAAAAGCUUCCAGCUCAAAAAGCUCCCACACACCGACUGUACGCUACCUGCCCAGCGUGAAAAAGCAGAGUCGGGGCCACUAUCUAUCGCUGAGUCGAGUGCCUGGUAAAGACAGUCAAACAUGAAGAAGCCCAAGAGGCAGAGGUAUAUUUUUGCAGGGGUUUAAAGACCAAACAAGGACUAACACUCAAGCGAUAACUGGACCAUUUCUCACAUGGCCGGGCAAAGAGGCUGGAAGAAUAUAAAUGCAGAAUCCAAGUGAAUGAGUAAUAACCAUGGGCCAUCCUCAGGCCAUGUUCUGUUAGAUCACAUUAUCUCUUAAAAUAGUUCGAAAAACCUCUGGGCAAAGGCUUUGUUUUGGGAUUUUUUUUUUUCCUCUGUGAUCUAUCAGUCGAACUGACUGAAAGCUUUAAUUUAUAAAACAAAGAACAAAUGUUAAAAAAAAAAAAAAAAAAAAGAAAAAAAAAUUAUUCUUUAACACUUGGACACAACAAUCUCAAAAGACUCCUCUUUUCAGUUUGUCAAGACUAUUUUUGAAUGCAUUAAAUAUAGUCUGUUUUAUUUCUAAACCUUGAUCUAAUAAAUCCUUCUGGGUCCAAAUCCAGCUUUCUUAGAAAUCCUGAUCCUUCAGGUCUGCUACAAUGAUCCAGCUACUCCUUAUGGUGAAUUUAUGAUUGAUCAAAUUCACUUUUAUCACCAAAUCCAAACCUAAUCAUCUCCUGACUUUGGAAAAGACGUUAUUGGUGAUCAUAUUUGUCUGUCACAUGUAACCUUAUCCAGCGACAGAUACUUCAUAAAGGUGACAAACUGUACCCGAACAUUUAUGAUAGCAGGGUGUUUGUUUUGCCUAGUCUCAAAAUAGCAACAAAUCCACAAACAAAAACAUGAUGAAGCCAAUAAAGGUGACAGAAAUCAGGAGGUGCGUAACUUCAGAAAGUGUGAGACACGACUACAGUCUGUUGGCUGCCUGACGCCAAAAUGUGACUCAUGUAUAAAGCGUAAGACUUUUUGGGCUGGUAUUGAAUGUUAAAUUGGAGCUAAAUGGUAAAACAAAUAAACUAAUUUAUUCAGUAGAGAGCUCUGUGGUUGCUGCAGUAAAAGGCAUCGCCAAUCAGCUUGAGCCCUUGAGGGCGAUCCUACAACACAAACACAAUCUAAUCUGGCAAGAUGGUAACUAUGUUUUUACAGUAGGCCUGAUUCUUCUCAUAAAAAUGUGUGAUACGCUAGCCUGGCAUUGACACACCCAUCGGCCAGUAUUUUGGGGCCUCAAACUGCUCUAAUUGUAAAUUCACACCUGUGGCAGGUGUGACAACCCAAUAAAAGUCCAUUUUUCAAGAUGAUGACACAGAGGAGGUUUUAUUGAAUCUACCACGGUAGUCAUUUUAAACAAAUUAAAUGAAGUUUUGUCUUUGAAAUGAUACAGAACAACUACACAUACAUUCAUCAUUGGUGAGAAAGGUGUCACACAUUUGUACGAUUGUUUGAAAAGUUGCUAACAUCCUCUAGAAAACAGUUACAGACCAAUUACCCACAGUGAAGUGGAGUGGCAAUGCCAGGCUAGUAAUGUGCAGCAAUAUCAUUAAAUAUUUUAAUGAUGUACAGUAUGGUUAGCUUAUUAUGAAAAAUGCAUGUAGCUGAUAAAUCGGUUUUUACGUUUGUGAGGUUUUGCUGGUGUUAUACAGUAACUCGUGAGUCAAAAGUGCUUCUCUAAAAACAAUCAUCCAAGUCUUUCACUCUUCUCAAUCAUCCGCAACAGUGAUGCUAGAUAACCUGAGGGCUGAUAGCCAGCUAGCUAGCACUCGAUUUAAUUGGCCAAAUCAUAAAAACACAUCAUCCAGGGGUGCCAGAUUAUAGCUGAGUGGUAAAAAUUGCACACCCCAUGUACAGAUGCUGCAGUCCUUGGAGUGGGUGGCCUGGUUCCAAAUCCAACUCAAAGCCCUCUGCCCCAAGUCAUCCCACACUCUCUCUUCCCAGCUUCCUACUCUAUGCACUGUCUUCUACUGUCAACAUAGGCUUGAACAGCCCGAAAAACAAUCUAAAAAAACAGAAAACACAUUGUUCAUGUAACAAGAGCCAAUAUGACACACAGUAUUUGUUCCUCUUCAGUGAAUUUGAGGCCAUCUUUUGCCAUGUGUUCAGCCCUCCUGUCAAUAACACCCUGAAGACGAAUAUGCGUUGUAUUAGGCAGCCUUAAUUCACAUACACACAACAUACAAUAAAGAAACCCCAGGCGAAGUUCUGAGUGUAGUAAAAAAGCUUUUAUUUAAGCAUGUCUGACUCCCACACAUUUGAGCAGGAGUCUUCUCCAGGGCAUGACACGUAGGUGUUAGAUCAGAACUCUCAGUGCCGAGGAUUUCCCGUUUGUUUCUGCACACUCCUCUAACCCUCCUCUCCUAAGAUCGGCUUUGUUUCUCGAACGUGAGUCAAUAUUUUUUACGUUUUCUCUCUUUUGAACUAAGCGUUUUGUUAGCACUCUUGUUGUCCAUUUCUGAGAUGCUUAGUAAAAGACACUUUAUAAUGUAUGAGUCCCAGAGUCUUUGUCUGCAUGCACAGCAGAUGGUCAGAGCAUAUGUGCUCUGUCUAGGCCUGCAUCUGUGUUAGUUUGUGGUCAAACUAUGAAGAGUUGUGGCAUAUUGACAAUUUCUAAAGCUACAGAGUAGAUGCACAGCAGGAUGUAGACCAACCGCAGCUUUUGAACAGCACAUCAGAUCUGCAUGAUGAAGACAAGACAGUCAGGACUAUUGGGUGAGUAGUAAAAGAGCAUUUGGCACUUAAGAGGUGCAUCGUGAGCUGUAAUGUUGUUGCAGCAAUUGCAAUCGAAGGUUAGACCUAUAAGAACAACUUUAUAGACCUAUUUACGGCAUACUCUAUCAAAAAUAUGUGGCUGGGGCAUUUUGCUACAUUCAUCCAGACAAGUUAGCGAGAUCUGAAUGCUGCAUUAGGGCCUUUACCAGCAUUGCAGUGAUUAGUUGUUGUGUGGUUGUCAAAAUUGAUAUUUCAACUGUGGACUCGAAUUCUGCAGGAUUCAAUUUCAGAGCAACUAGUGUUUUAGUUUUUAUGAGUGAUCCUGUUAAAUGGCCUCUUUUAGCUUCAUUCCACAGUGGUUGUCAUGGUUGCAACAGCUGUUGAAAUGUGGAAAGAGUCCUUGUUAAUGCUGUCUGGUUUAUUUUUUAAUUAAAAUGUCAAAGAUUUCUCAGUUUGCAUGGUCCCUUUUUACACUGGAACACUUGCGGUGUCUGUGGCCGCAAGCUCUUAAGACUGCUGACCAUACCUGCGAACUUUAAUUAGGUUUGACUUAAAAUAAAAUAUAUUACCUGCUAAAAAUUUCAACCCAAUGCCCACUGUGUGUAGUUAAUGAAUAAGUUAGUUUGAAGUCCUGGUAAUGAAUCAGUUUCAAGAGUAAGACAAAAAGGACUGGAUAUGGAGAGGAAUAAGUAAUGAGUGAAAUUCAGAACAACAGAAAACAGAAGCAGAAUACAUGUUCACAAAAACACUAUUUUCUACACAAAACAGACUUAUUAUGCCACCUAGCAAGCCAACAAGAAAAUGUUAAAAACUGCAGUUGCAUUUCACCUUCAGGACAUUGGUUUCUGGCUCAUCUAUUCUGACCUCGGUCUCAUUCACAAGUCUUGUGUGUUUGUCUUUGGCCUCUUAUUUCAAAACACAAAACUCAGAGUCUAUGUGUUGAUAUUUGAGGACCUGUGCAUCACUGUAUGUAACUAAGUGAGAACAUCGAGUGACUUGUUUGCUUUAUUUCUCUCUGGUGGUGGAUUUCUCCACCAAACACACCUGACCACUAAGGAGUUGUUCACUUGCAAAUACUGUCUGAUAUCGUACAGAUCUUGUAGUCAUGUACGAUGGAUCAAAGUAGGUUUGUUUAGGUAGCAUUCCCAAUUGUUGGUGGUGGACCCCCUUACAUAGCAAAAUGAAACGCCUACAAACAUCACCACAGUGUAAAACUGUGGUAGAAAAAGCCUUGUUAUUUCUUUUCGAGCUAGUAAAAAUCUGUUUUUGUCAUUUCCCUGUGAUUAGUUUGAUAUCUUUGCAUGACUCGCUCUGUUUCUGUUUGUCACAUCCGUGCUUUUGUCCACUGUUAUAAAUCUGGGGAAUCAUUAGGGGCUCUUUUCACCACUGUUCCACCACAUCUUUCUUUCUUCUCAAAGAGGAACAAAAGAUGUUGUUACUAAUAACAUAACCAAAGGGAGGAUUAGGGUACGUGCCUGAAACUGAGGCAGCCAAAUACAAUUCAAUCAUCGUUUUUAUCCGCACCUGUCCCUCCAGCACUGCAAUGUGUGAAAAUGAUUUUUUUUUUUUAAAAAAGGCCUUUAAGUGCAUGAGUGUUGUGAUGGACUGAUGCUCAUCAGGUCAUGAUAAGUCAUGUGUCUUACACAAAAAGGGUUUAGACUGAAUACGUUAAGGUGCAACACAGAAGGCAGAGGAUCAAAGAUGAUUAGGUCAGCCUGAGCCCUGACCACACAGGAGAUGAGAGAGGGAUUUGAUCUUGAAGCUGGUUAUUUCCACACUGCUGGUACAGAGAAGGACAAUAUGGGGGUGAUGCAAGCCUUACCGACUGGCUCGAAAAUAGUGCAGGUUGCUGUGGCCGGACAUACACAGUCUGCUAUCUUAACAUGACAUGACAUUCCUGUUGGGAUUAGAGCAUGAACGAUUAAUUUUCAUGAGCACAUAUGCUGCAGGUGGACAGAGAAUAAGUGUCAGAAGUCUGCAUUCAUUGUGCAAGGUACUAUCACAGGGAGAAAUAUAGGUCUAUUUAAGUAUGUGUAAUGAUGCAUCUCAAAAGAGAGCCUUCCAUGUGAUAACAUCGAUGGUUUGGGUUUUUAGAGGAUUUGUACUCCAUUACAAUAAAAGCCUCCAACCUGCUUGGCAAGUAUCCACCACUUCCAGCAGUGAUUCCUGUCAGCUGGAUGAAUGCAGUGUUGGUCAGAGUGCAGUGCAGGUACUUUGAAACGGACACAGUCAAAUGGAAAGCCUAAUGGAGAUUGUUACUUUCAGUUCCAUUAACCACAGUUGUUGGUGAUGUUAGAUAGAGACUGGGCAUCAUCCAGAGCAUUCAUCUAUAGUGUCACCUGUCAGACUGAAACCAUCCACCCUGAAGGCCUAAGCUUCAGUAUCUGCCAGAAAUCGCUGGGCUGCAUUUCUUUGUCCAGGCUGUGCUCAUUCUUUUAGGAAAUUCGCUGACCUCUCUGGCAGCUUCAAAUUCCCCAAAAUCAAAAGCAAAAUCUGGACAUUUUCUCUACACUUUUUUUGUCCAAAAAGCUGUUUGAAAAUUGUGAAAUAUCUCCAGCCUAAAUCCUUCCGUCCUCCCCUACCUUCCUCUGUUGCAAACACGUUAUGGACACAUUAUGAUUCUGUGGUGAUGAUUGUUUGCUCAGUGGAACCUAGCUUUGUCCGUGCACACAUCUCUGUCUCUGAGGCUUUUGUGUACUGCCUCCUAAUAAGCUUGGAGAAAAAAUAUCUUUGCAGAACACUGCAGAAAACUAAUUUCAGUGGAGAAAAUGCUCUAAAUGCUCGUGUAAAUCUCUUGGACUCAGUGAAACGGUUUGGAUUCUGAAAACCCAUUAUGCCAGAUUAUGGGGCAUGAGGUGUUUGGGUGCAUUGUGUUCAGAAAGUUUUGGGUUAUUUAGUCCCCUUUGGAAGUCGAAACCAUCAGAACGGAGUCCUUUUGUUUUUGAGCCAGGCUGUCAGAGAGGCUACAUCAUAAAAAUGUGCUUUGCCUUAUGGAGACGCGAUCUGACACAGGUAAUUAAAUGUAGUCAAACAUUUUCAUUUCUGCAUGAUCCAUCCCUUUGAAAAGAGACUUCUGUUCAUGUGCUUGUCCUUGUACCGAUCACUACAAUUAUCCGCACUCCCUUAAUCUCUCCUGACACCAUCUCCACAAAAAAGAGCGUGUACGUGUGGGUAUCUUCAGUGCUGAAACUUCUAAGGCACAAGUGCAUGACUUCUUUUUGGCUGCCAGCCCUGUUAGCUAGAGGAUAAAAAGAGAGAUUGAUGGUUCACUGACCACAUGCAGGUGUGUUUCUGCAUCUCAACAGGGGGAGUUUCCAUGCACUGAACCAUUUUGUUCCUCUCUUUCCACCCUGGCAUGGUGGAUCGACAGGGCAUGUGGUGUCUUUUUUAAGGUUUCCAGGGGGUGUUACAUUUAUCUGAGGUUUCCAUGGAGGAUUUGUUUUUAUGGGAUUUCUCAUAUCUAACUGCUCAUUCUUCUGCAGGAUGUAGAUUAGCUGGCACCCUUCUCUGCAGUACAGUUUUGAUGUGUCUGUUUACCCAGCGAGUGUUUGUUAAAAUGCCAUUAUUGUUGCAGGUCAUUGUAGCUAUAAACAGUGCAUCAGUAUUAUUGGUAUGCCACUAUUGGUAUGUGUGUAUGCUUGAGACUCAGCUCCCGUCUCAAGCCAGUCAAGUUGUGCUAAAUUUGAAGCUAAUUUUGAUUCGCUAAGAUUAACCCCCAUAAGAUGAAACCUUUCGUGUUGAUAAUUGCAUUGCGCACUUAAAAGCAGCACAUGAAAAUGUCAGCUCUUCGUAAAUCACAUACUGCAGAUGUAGUUCAGCCUCCCAUAGUAGUCUGUUGAUGUUCUAUGAGACUCGUCCACUGUAAUCUCCUGCAAACAUUGUUACUCCCAUGCAGCCCACAAUGUUUUCUUGUUUGUUUGAUUAGUGCCUUUUUAAUGUUUGCUUUAAAUUUGUCAGUCGGAGGCAAACAUGCCAGUGGAAGCAGUUUUAAAUCUCUUAAAUCCUGUACAUAUUUACCCUGUUACUUUGCAGCUGUUGCCUCUUUUUUGUUUCAUCUGCACUAUUCCCUAAACAGUUGCAAAAAUAAGCUGUUUGAGAGAUGCCUUCGCCACUUAACAGAAAGCCAUGAAAGAGAGAGGUGUGCGAGCGAGCACAGGCUUCACAUCAAUAAUGAAGGCUAAAGCAGGGAAAACAAUUCAUUUAUGAGCUGUCAUAAACUGAAAUGAAGGCAUUAGACACAAACAUGAGUUAAGUACAAGAGUAACUGUAGAUUGUGUGUGUCCCAUUCUCAUGAGGAGACUAGUCCUGUAAUGCUUGAAAUAAUCCAAAUGAACUGAAAGCAGCAAACUGUGCAAAACUCCUCAGCAUUUUUUCACUAAAUUAUAUAUUCCAAAUAUCUUAAAAGGUACAGUCUGCAGCAUUCAACAGAAUAGACUUGUAAGCACUGAAACACGAUUUUCAGAAGUAUGUUCAAAUUGAAGCAUAUUUGCAUAAAUAUGCCUGUUAAUUCAGAAUAAGUUUUAUAUAAGGAGAUGGUCCUCCUCCAUGAAGGCUGGCAUCUUGCACCACCAUGUUUCUACAGUAGUCCAGUAUGGACAAACUAGCGACAGUCAUACUUGAUUUUGAAUUUAAUGACAACCAAAAAAUGCGACAGUUGGAAGACAAAAAAAAAAGGUUUCUCUGCACAACAGAAAAACUCUCGAUAACUGAUUUGAAAAGAUCUUUUCAAUAUUUCCCAUGACAAAAACAAUACAAGUUUUCCUCCCUGAACCAUAUACAGUAUAUUCCACAGCAACACAGCAGAUAUAACUGAGAGUGUUGCAUAGCUACAAAUGUAAACAGGCACACAAAUCAUUUAACUCAUGCAGAGCAGGAUAGUUAAAACAAUCCUCUCUGAUGUAUAGUCAUGUUGGGUCUGGAAUGUGGUAGUGCUGGAACAAGAAAGUCUGACUCACAGCAUCUGGUUCUCUGUCCACAUGUUCUUAUGGCGAUAAUGAGCAUUUCCACAUGGUCGGGUGACGGUUGGGAGCCCAACCAAGCCACAAUCAGUGACUGGUGGCAGAAAACACACUUUCAGAAAGCACUGAUGUGGCUGGUUUGCAGACAUAGACACGCCCGCUUUGUCACAGGGAAAUCUGUCUACACUGACUUUCUACCUGUUUCUUGGCUCUUGUAUCCAAAGAUGGGGUGAUGAUCCGUUAAAGGUUCCCAACUGCUGUGUUUGUGUAGUUAGUGUUGUGUCGAUCUGGUCAAAAGCUGCAGCCCCCCCGACUGAGCAUCUCCGCAGGGCACAACACUCUAAGCCAGUUAGUUCACACAGUAGAAAUCUUUAAACAGCUCCACCGGAGUAGCUGCAUGUAAUGGAGACCACCUAUUGUUGCCUCUACCUCAGGGAAAUUUGAAAAAACAAUGCAUGCUAGAGUAGGCUCUUAAUCAAUUACCCGAUACUUGAUUAAUAAUUAGCAUUCCUAAUUUUGAGAGAUGUUCUUGAUGGUAAAAACAUGACACAUGGGUGAUCAUAUUUAUCAUGAAUCACAGGGGUUUGUCCAUAAAAGCCACCACCCCACUCACCAAUUGAAGGGGUGAGGAAGAGAGCGUUUGUAUAAUCUGGCUGUGACGUACAAGUAAAUGUUCCCAUUUCUACAAACUCUACCUUUAAAUGCUAAAGUGCAUAGAGUUGAGACAAACGGCAUAAUUCCUUCUUUAAUUAGACUUACAUCACAAUGACUAACUUGUAUCAUAUUAUUUAAUCCAAAAAGCCUCACUCAUCAGUCACACCCAAGAGAAAAAACAGACAAAUCUUUUGCCUCACAAGUGCCUGCACAUCAAUCAAAGCAAACAGCUAAAUUAUUUAUUAUAUCGGGGGAAAUACUCUCAGAACUCAGGCUGCUUUGAUGAUUCAUGACAGCGGUCACAAGUUCAAACUACCCUGCAGGGACAUGACAGACGAGUAGAGUAGCAGUGUAUCGGUUUGCAAGUGUUGGCAAAACUUUUAGUUGCGUGCACAAUUUGGUGUCUGAGACACAGCCUUUGUUUUUCAUUAUUUUUUCUGCCUUAUGUAUGGAAAACACUCAAUAAUAUUCAAUAAGGGUCCCAAUUCUCAAAGCAAUGUAAACGCCCUACAGUCCUUCCAACAUUAUGCCACACACUAAAUGUACUUAACAAUAACUGAAAACAACCGACGGGCAUGUAUGCACUCAAGCAUAUAGCUCAUUUGUCUGCGUGCUGCUUGCAGACAUUCUGUGACCCAUUAACAGUACCCUCCUUUAUUUGGUUCGCCCGGUAUCAAACCACACAGCACCAGAGGAGAGAGAAUGCGCAGAUCCAAGGGAACAACAAACUAAUGGUGGGCUGAGACAUGCUUUUGAAAGGAGGCUACGGCAGGGUGAGAGGUCCGCUGAGAAAAUGCAAGCAGUCGCGGACAUGCAGGAAAGAAAAGGCUUGUCCACUCUUAUCCUUCUCUUUGCAGAACAAUCAAAAGGAGGGGUGGUGAGAAUCGAUGCGGGGACAAAGACUUCUGAGUGAUAGAUUAAAAGACAGAAAUACUUGAGACUCAGAUCUAAAGACCAGACACGGUAUAUAGAAGUGACUGCUGCUGUAAUGGAGAGGUUAUUUGCUACCUCUUUUCUUUUUUUUUCUCUGAAUUUCUCAAGGUCAAAACAAAGUGGUCAUACAGUUAGUGGAUCUGGGUUGUGAGGCCAGAUUACAAAGAUAGUAGCCCUGCUCUUACUACACUGUGAAUCAUAAAUCAUGCAUGGUACUCCAGUAAGAAAAUCACCUUCUGCAUUUGCUUUUGCUUGUUUUCGAUUAGCAGUGACACUAGUGACCCACAUCCGCAUUCAUAUUCCCGACUUGACAAGAUAAAAUCACAUUCUGCGUCAAACAGAUAAACUUGUCACCCGCUUUGUGCACCCAGUAUCUAGGUAAUAUUUCAUUUCACGGUACGGUUUUUGCAUCUGUCACAGUGGAUCACAUUUAAAUAUGUGCUUGCACUAUGUAUGAGAUUUUAGUCUGCAAAAGCACCAUACAGGCUGUUUUAGCUAACAUUUCACCACUCCACUGGAAAAGCCUUCAGUACAUGCUUUUCAUAAAUUGGUGAAAGAUAGAGGAGGGAAGAAUAUCACAAGGGAGUAACCGAAAGACACCAGCUUUCAUUCUGACAGUCUGCUUUUUUUUCACAAUGCCCCAUUCACACUGGACUGACGCCCAACGUGUCUGACAUAUGCAGCCAACAGAAAUUAACAGUUCUGGAGGAAGUGAAAAUGAAAGCUGUAAUUAGUGUUCCAUUGGAGCUGCUCAGACCACAAUCCAAGCUGCCUCGGUCCCAUGACUUUAAUUCACUCGGAGUGACGUAUCAUUUGUGUCGGUGGAAUAACAGAUCAUUUUAAUACUCACUAUCAGGUUGGAUAUUUUUUUAGUGCUGCAGCAUUAUGGUAGACAGCCAAAGUGGUUCUAACAAGCACUAAGCCGAUCAUUUGAAGUACUCUUACAAAAACCACUCCUGUGGUGAAUGAGUUACAGAAAGAAUAUGUAGCGCCUAUUCAGCUCCCAUGUGUUAUGACAGAGUUUAUUAUUAUGAAAAUUUAGACGAGGGCUGUAUUAAGCUCUCAUAAUGGAAUUCCCACUUUGAGAUUUAAAAGAUAUUCAUCUUUACAUUGCUGUUUAUCGUUUAUUAAUAUCAUGAUAAUGUGGAGAUUAAUUUCCCAGUUGUGCAGCAGUACAGAUACCACUUCUGUACCGCAUACACUUGUGUUGUGUAGUAUUGUUUAAAACCUCUGGGCUCAGGAUGCUCUUAUGUGCUGAUAAAAGAAAAACGAAUAUCAAUUAAGUUCACGUCUUUGUUACAUUAACAAACCACUCUUAAAGAUAUCACACAUACACUGUGGUUUAUUAUGUCUCACAGCUGCUAGGCCUACAGAUGCUCCCUUUUAGAUUAAAAGAGUAAAAGCAUCAAUUAAGUCAAAAGGUGUCAUUAUGUAAACAAGGUCAGGCAUAAACAGGAAGAAAAACAGAAAAUUAAUAAAUAAAAGACACUUUGAACUUUGAAAUACUUCGCAUGUUGGUCUUCUAAGAGCGCCUCGCGGAUGUAGCCGUGACUGAACGCGCAUGAUUGAUGUGGGAAGUAGAGCUUGAAGGUUUUAGCAAGUUAAAGUUCCCCCGAGUCGAAAUCAAAUGGGGGUUUCGAGUCCUCUGACAACCUCCCUCUCUCCAUUUAUCACCGCUUGGCAGCAAUCUCUGUUUUAUAUCACUGCAAGGUCAACAGCUCAGCAAUAGCAUUGGAUGUGUUAACUUUGCGAACACUCUGAACACAGUUUCAUACUUGCCAUGGCAGUGUUUGGCUUCUAAUUAAAAAUGCUUUGUAUGAGCGGAGACAACGUGUCAAUGAUAGUGGAAGUAAUUGUUUCCAGCACACUGCAGAGUCAGAAUCACAGCAGGGUGCUUACAUUGUGUGACUGAGCCCCUCUAUUGAUUGGGUGAUCUCAUUACUUUGGGGAGAAGCCAACACACUGAAAUUUCACGCAACGGAAGGAGAGAGCGGCAUAUCUUUAUUAAGGUGUGCAGAAAGUUGUGAUUUCCACAUGCUUUAUAAACACUGUGAAAUUUGAUUUAUCAGAGGUUGCACAGGUUACAACUGUAUUUGGGUGGGGAUCUCUGUCAAAAUAUGCCACAACUUCACCUCUUCUGUUUUAUCAUUAUGACACUUACUUCAUUACGCUGUGAUGGUUCAGUAUAUUGAGAUAAAUCCUAAUUAGUGUUACUUUAAUAUUUUAUCUGUCUACAAAUGGAAACAGGCAUAGGUCAUCUUCUAUGAAAUCUGUUGUCUUUUCAGUAGAACUAAUGACUUUCAGUUUAAAUCAAAAGAUAUCAGAGUGGAAAGGCGCGAUUUGCUCUUGGAAAAAAGGUCAAACUUACAUUAUGCUAGUUUACCCUGAAUUUCAUACGCAGCAUCGUGCAAUGUCUGAACAAUCAUUCCAAUACACCAACCUUUCUUUUUCUGUGUCUUUGCAGGUAAGAAGUAGGAUGGUGUUUGGGGAUACAGGAGGGCACAGCUACUUGGUGGCAUGCUGGCAGCCCAUCCUUAUCCUGAUGCUAGGCACCGUCCUCUCUGGCUCCACCACCGGUUGUCCCUCUCGAUGCGACUGCAACGCUCAGGAGCGUUCAGUCGUUUGCCAUCGGCGGAGACUGGCAGCACUUCCUGAGGGUAUACCCACUGAGACGAAGCUGCUAGACCUCAGCAAGAACCGACUAAAAACUCUCGGUCCUGAGGAGUUUAUUAAUUACCCUCAGCUGGAAGAACUGCAACUUAACGAAAACACAAUUUCGUCCGUUGAGCCCGGGGCUUUUGGCAACCUAAUGAACCUUCGGAUCCUGGGUUUGCGCAGCAACCAACUGAAGCUGAUUCAGCUUGGGGUUUUCACAGGUCUGACCAACCUCACACAGCUGGAUAUAAGUGAGAACAAAAUUGUCAUUCUGCUCGACUAUAUGUUCCAGGAGCUGUAUAACCUGAGGGCUCUGGAGGUUGGGGACAACGACCUUGUAUUCAUCUCACCACGAUCAUUUCAUGGCCUCAGCAACCUUGAAAGCCUGAACAUUGAGGGAUGCAAUCUGGCCGCAGUGCCCACUGAUGCUCUCAGCCAUCUGCAUAACCUGUUGUCACUUCGAUUACGCUAUCUCAAUGUUACUGUCAUAAGGGAUUACUCCUUUAAGAGGCUGUACAGGCUCAGAGUGCUGGAGAUUUCUCAUAUGCCUGCCCUGGAUACCAUGACCUCAAAAUGCUUGUUUGGACUUAACCUUACAUCAUUGUCUAUCACAAACUGUAAUCUCACUGUCAUCCCCUACCAAGCCAUAAGUCACCUGAGAUAUCUUCGAUUUCUGAAUCUGUCUUUUAAUCCAAUUCACACUGUUGAAGGGAACCAACUGUACAAUCUUCAGAAGCUGCAGGCUUUUCAACUGGCUGGAGGAAGAUUAGCUGCCAUUGAGCCCUACUCUUUCCGAGGGCUCAAUCACCUCCGUGUUCUUAAUGUUUCCAGCAAUAGUUUAAGCACACUGGAGGAAUCGGUGUUCCACUCGGUCGGUAACCUGGAGACCCUGGCUUUGUAUGACAACCCACUGGCUUGUGAUUGUCGCUUGCUCUGGGUUUUCCGCCGACGGUGGAGGCUGAACUUCAACAGACAACAGCCCAUGUGUGCUUCACCUGCGAUUGUACAAGGAAAAGAGUUCAAGGACUUCCCAGACGUCCUUCCUUCUGAUUACUUCACCUGCCAGAAAUCAAAGAUUGUGGAUUAUAAGGUUCAGGAGAGCCAUGUAGAUGAGGGAACAACGGUUCACUUUGCUUGCCAAGCUGAGGGGGAUCCAGUCCCCGUGAUAAUGUGGCUUUCUCCCAAAAAGGAAUACAUUACUGCUAAAACUAUUGGCUCAAGACUUUCUGUAUCUUAUGAUGGCACAUUGGAGGUGCGCUACUCCCAAAUCCAGGACAAUGGCACCUAUGUGUGCAUUGCAAGCAAUGCAGCCGGCAAUGACACCAAAGCUGCCCACCUUUUUGUGCAUAGUUACUCCCCCAACUGGCCCCAUCAGCCAAACAAGACAUUUGCCUUCAUUUCCAACCAGCCCAACGAUGAAGGCGCUAAUGUAACCCGGGCCUCAGUUCCAUUCCCAUUUGAUGUAAAGACACUAAUCAUUGCAACCACCAUGGGGUUUAUCUCUUUCCUUGGAGUUGUCCUUUUCUGUCUUGUAAUAUUGUUCCUCUGGAGUAGAGGGAAAGACAAUACAAAGUCAAGUAUAGAGGUUGAAUACGUACCACGUAAAGAGGAAACCGAGGAGGCCAGUCCAACUGAGCCCCCCAUACAGUUUAACAUGAAGAUCAUGUGAACCUCUAAAGGAGAUUGUGUAAUCUUACAAACUGCAGUCAGGAUGCAUACUAUCCUCGCUUCAAAUAUGUACUCAGUUAAUGAGUGAUAGAAAUUGCACAGCAGCAAACCACAUCUUGACAAUAUACCCAACACAUUUCUUUUUUUUUUACUUCAGGGACUGAAUCUUCAAAAACAAAUGUUGAAUUUCAAAUAAUCAAAGUUAAAUUGAUUAUGUAAUGUCAAUUUGUAUCGGCAUUUCUAAAUCAGUAUGUUGACAUGCACUUAAUCUAACUGCUGUGUGUAACCAAACUAUGGUGAUAGGUAAAUGCUUUUAUUUUGGGAUAUUUAUGCUUUUCUUUGACAGUGUAAGCAAACAGGGAAAUAAAACGUAGAGAAAGAACGACGUGCAAUUUAAGGUUAGGGUUGGAAUUAAACCCCAGCCUCUUUGAAAAGUACCAUUGACUGUAUAUAGAAUGGACAAUGUGCCUUUUUUAUUAUGAGAUGUGAAGCCAAGAGAUCAUCUCAACAGAUGCUGACAUACUGCACUGCUGGAGCCAAGGCAUGCACAGAGGUGACCCGGCUGGUAGAGCUGUGGGAUUGAUGUUGCAACCUUUCUGCUAACCUAGACAUGCAUUUUACCCGUUAAAACAUGAAAGAUCCCUCGGGCUGGUACAGUCAACAGCAGAGUGGAUUCUUAUGUUGGUUUGAAGCACAAGUUUAUGACCAUGGACUCUUGUGUCAGUGUAACAUUUUCUAAAGAUGUUCCUCUUCCUCUCUGCUAAUUUGGUACAGGAGCCCAUAUUUGUCCACAGAGCUGUCAGUAAACCAAUUUUUUAGAGUUUAAUAAAACUAAAAACAACCAAACUUCAAAAAUAAGCACUAAAUACAAUGACAGUCAACAUAAAGAAGUAUUUUUCUUAAUUUGUAUUGUACUCUCAUAAUUUGACCCAUGUUCCAUCUGGUAACAUGGAGAUAGAGUUUUUGACCUAUACUGCGGCCAGUUAGUAGAGGGUGCUCUAAAUCUUUUGGCUUCACAGUCAGUAAACACGUAUGGCGUCCAUUUCGAUAUACAGUCUAUGAUAAGUGCUCAACAUAGACGGUUUGCACUCUGAGCAGCUAAGGGGCCAAACUUAAGAUAGUACUCAAAAAAGGCACAUUGAUCACAUGAAAAGAGUCUCCAAAUAAGCUUUGUUUACAUGAUGGGUGGGUUACUUUCUGUAAAGAUGCUGAGAUGGUGUAAUCGUUCCAUCAGCUCUAAUAUGAGAGAGCUCUUGUUGUCAGGGUCUUUAUGUUGUUUGUUCUCUUUUGCUUUGGUGGAUGUACAAAGCACAAUAACCCAUUAUCCGUGCCCCAUGUCUGCUACUUGAAAUACUAAAUUGAAAACAGGGACUCUGUAUUCCAUCAAGCUAUUGACAACAUGGGUCAAGGGACCAUUUCAGAUUAACAAAAGGAAGAAAAAGACAAGGCAAUCUUAUUUUAUGAGAGGAAAAGUCGAACAACAAAAAAAUUAGAUCUUGAAUUUCAAAAUAAAAUAGUAUAAAAGUAAUAAUCCUGGAAGGUCACACUAUUUGGAGGGGAAGUUGUGGUCUGUGAAGGGAUUUUUGCUGACACAGUUUUGCCUCUCUCUGCUGAAAAUCAAAAUUGUAUUAAGAACCUGUUGGUGGAUUAGGGAACAAAGGGAUGUACUUCACCAUCCGUCGUGUGUCAGUGAACAGUGGCCUUUAUUUUCCAACAUCAUUAAAUUGGGUUUCAAUGUUUUCUCAGCACAGCCUGGCCCUGCUGUCUGACAAAAAAAAAAAAAAAAAACAUGGCUGAAAAUUUCUAACAAAAGCACUUAUCUCCAUGACUUUUUACUGAGUAGUGAUUAUGCUUAAAUCUAACUGUGUCUAUCAGUUGUAAUAACUGGAGUGUACUCUUAUUGUGGUAACAGUCAAAUGAACGUGCAAGUGUGCAUGUUAACACACUGAAUAAGGAAAAUAAGCCAGUCCUACAGUAUUGUGCUCCUUUCUGCCAACAAAAGAAGUGUGUCAUUAAAUGUACUGACAUGUCCGGCUAUACAUAUUUUCUGUAUUUUAUUCUUUCCUUGUACAUUAUGCUAUGGCACAAUAGUAUUGCUUUUUAAAGGCUGUGGUUUAUGAACAUAUUACGAUCUUAAGAGCAGAUUUUACAAUGAGUCACCACGUUUUUGGAUGAAUUAGAGCAAAAGUGAGUUACUGCACUACUCAGAACCCUUGAAAAUAAAUCUGACUAACAAUUUAUCAUCAAGUGUAACUAAAUUAAUUUGUUUACACAUUUGGCAGCUCAAGUAGUGUAAGCGCUCUGGCCAGCUCUGGAGGUUAUAUUGUCACUGAUGACGCUCAAAAAGUGUGACAUUAUUAAUUUGAUGCCUUAAGUAACCCAUUUAUAGUUGAGCAAUACCCAAUAUUUAUGUGUAAUAUGAAGCUUUAUGCCUCAUAAGGAUUUUAUGUCGUCUAAUUAAUUUCACAGUCAAGGUCUGCUCUAAAGAUAAUGUGUUCAUUUACUUUGGGAGAACUUGUUUAAAGGGGAUGAGCAGAUAGAAAUUCUAUUAAAAUAAAUAACUUUUUUUACUA
Molecule: messenger RNA, 23855 nt
Organism: Xyrichtys novacula (pearly razorfish)
Lineage: Eukaryota; Metazoa; Chordata; Actinopteri; Labriformes; Labridae
Source: the annotation of a GenBank genome assembly